GAGCCAUCAGUAAUCACUCCAAGAGGAUUAGCUGGAUUAAUUGUAAAUGGUGAUUUUGGUGAAAUGAUGAGACUUAAGAUCUCAUCAACACCUACAACACCAAGAAAAAACUUGAAUCUUUCAGUGACUGAGCCAGGCAAAAAUGAUGGACCUACUUUGGAUUGUACAUUGAUGAAUUAUAUUGAUACACUUACCCAACGUAUCAACUAUCAUAUCGGUUAUCCAGUGAACAUAUGUUAUGAGCACUAUGCUAAUUUAGCCCCACUUUUGCAAUUUCAUUUAAAUAAUUGUGGUGAUCCAUUUCUUCAAAAUACUGUGGAUUUUCAUUCAAAAGAUUUUGAAGUGGCUGUUUUAAAUUGGUUUGCUGAUUUAUGGGAAAUUGAAAGAGAUCAAUAUUGGGGUUAUGUUACAAAUGGUGGUACUGAAGGAAAUUUACAUGGCAUUUUGGUUGGGAGAGAAUUAUUUUCAGAUGGAAUUUUAUAUGCAUCAAAAGACUCUCAUUACUCAGUGGCUAAAGCAGCAAUGAUGUAUAGAAUGGAUUUUGAAAAUAUUAAUGCAUCAAUAAAUGGAGAAAUGGAUUAUUCUGAUUUAAAAUCUAAAUUACUUCAAAACAAGGGAAAACCAGCAAUAAUUAAUGUUACAAUUGGUUCUACUUUUAAAGGAGCUAUUGAUGAUCUUGAUGUUAUUCUUCAAACACUUGAAGAUUGUGGCUAUACACAAGAUCAAUUUUAUAUUCAUUGUGAUGCAGCACUAAAUGGACUUAUUAUUCCUUUUAUUAAAAAUAUGAUUACUUUCAAGAAGCCAAUUGGAAGUGUGACAAUUUCUGGUCACAAGUUUUUGGGAUGUCCAAUGCCUUGUGGAGUUCAAAUAACAAGGAAAAGUUACAUUAACAACCUUUCAAGAAGAGUUGAAUACAUUGCUUCUGUGGAUGCUACAAUUUCUGGAAGUCGGAAUGGUUUGACUCCGAUCUUCUUAUGGUACAGUCUAAGUGCUAAAGGUCAAAUUGGCUUUCAGAAAGACGUUAAGAGAUGUCUUGACAAUGCCAUAUACUUAAAAGACCGUCUUCAGAAAGCAGGAAUUAGUGUGAUGUUGAAUGAGCUUAGCAUCAUAGUUGUCCUCGAGAGGCCUCGUGACCAUGAAUUCGUUCGUCGUUGGCAACUAUCUUGUGUGAGAGAUAUGGCACAUGUUAUUGUUAUGCCAGGCAUAACUAGAGAAACUCUUGAUGGUUUCAUUACUGAUUUACUUCAACAAAGGAAAAAAUGGUAUCAAGAUGGAAGAAUUAGUGCACCUUGUGUUGCUAGUGAUAUUGGUGCUCAAAAUUGUGCUUGCUCUUAUCACAAAAUUGAUUACAUUAUUGCUUAGAAGGUGAUGAAGGGCUUCUACCAUAGAGUUUGUCUACAUAUUACAACUCUUUAUGACUUUAUUUUUUAUUCACAUACACAAAAAAAAAUUGUAUUCUAGAUAUAAUGUAUUACUAUGCCACAUAAAUCAAUACCUUGUAAAGUACAUGGUUUGAUGCAUAUAAUAAUAUUUUGAGAAUAAAUUUCAAGUUUUCAUUUGAUUAUUAAUCUAAUUGGGAUUAUAAGAUUAUUUUCGAUUCUCUCUCCA
Molecule: messenger RNA, 1608 nt
Organism: Solanum verrucosum
Lineage: Eukaryota; Viridiplantae; Streptophyta; Magnoliopsida; Solanales; Solanaceae
Product: histidine decarboxylase-like
Exons: 5
Coding region: 64-1362 (432 amino acids)
Biological process (GO): carboxylic acid metabolic process
Molecular function (GO): pyridoxal phosphate binding; carboxy-lyase activity
Source: RefSeq, a predicted model, not a curated record